GGAAACAAGUGGAAGUAGAUGUGUGACAAGUGCAAAGGGUUGAGACGUCUCGCCCGCGGCACGCAGAAAAAAAAUUGGACUGAAAUUCAGUGUCUGGCGCGCGCGUGUCAGGUGUCAACCAGGUGCGGCCGAGGCCCCGCCCCACACCUGAGGACGCAGGCCCGCGUGAGUCACAUCUCCUGGCUUCCGGGUUGGGUUAGCGCCAUGGCGGAGGUCCUGAGCGUCCCGGAGUUCAUCCGCGAGUGCAACGACGACUAUGCGGCGCCCACCACCUCCAGCUUCUCCUCGCGCAUGACGCAUUGCAGGAACAGCGUGGCCGCCCUGGAGGAGGUUCUGGAUGUGGAGCGCUCGGUUCUAUCCAAGCUGAAGAAGGCGCUCAAGUCUGUCUACGCGUCGGGCCUAACCCACGUGGAGCACGAGGACCAGUACGUGUCGGCCAUGGAGAAGUUGGGCGACACGUGCGCUUGCGGGGAGGACGCCGCGGUGGGCGCCGCCUUCCUCAAGUUUGCCGUUUUCAGCAAAGAGCUGACGGCGCUCUUCAAGAACCUGGUCCAAAAUAUGAACAACAUCAUCUCUUUCCCGCUGGAAUCGCUGCUCAAGGGAGACCUGCGCGGCGUCAAAGGGGACCUGAAGAAGCCGUUCGACAAGUCCUGGAAGGAUUACGAGACCAAACUCUCCAAGCUGGAAAAGGAGAAGCGCGAGCACGCCAAGCAGCACGGCAUGAUCCGGACCGAGUUCAGCGGCGGGGAGAUCGCCGAGGAGAUGGAGAAGGAACGUCGCGCCUUCCAGCUCAACAUGUGCGAGUACUUGCUCAAGGUCAACGACAUCAAGGUCAAGAAGGGCGUGGAAUUCCUGCACAACCUCAUCAAGUAUUUCCACGCGCAGUGCAAUUUCUUUCAGGACGGACUGACGGCCGUGGAGAGUCUGAAACCGUCGGUGGAGAAAAUGGCGGCCGAGCUCGCCGCGAUCAAGCAGUCUCAGGACAGCGAGAGAAAACAGCUGACCCAGCUCCGCGACGUCCUCAAGUCGUCGUUGCAGUCGGAGGGGAAAGAGGUCAGGCGGACGGGAACCGGCGUUCGGGGGCGCGUCGCUAACCCCGUGGCCUUCGUUCGACAGGAGGCGCCGGCCAAGCCCAAGCAAGGAUAUAGCUUGCACCAGCUGCAGGGCAACAAGGCGCACGGCACCGAACGCUCCGGCGUUUUGUCCAAGCGGAGCGAGGGGCUGAGGAAGGUUUGGCAGAAGAGGAAGUGCUCGGUCAAGAACGGCUUCCUGAGCAUCUGCCACGCCACGGCCAAUCGAGCACCAGCCAAACUCAACCUGCUGACGUGCCAAGUCAAGAAGGACGCCGACGACAAAAGGAACUUUGACCUCUUCUCACAUGAUCGGACGUACCACUUCCAGGCCGAGGACGAGACGGACUGUCAAAUUUGGGUGUGGGUUCUUCAGAACAGCAAAGAAGAGGCGCUGAACAAAGCCUUCCGGGGCGACCAGGACGAAGGCGACAACAUCGUGCAGGAGCUCACCGGGCAAAUCGUCGCCGAGGUCAAGAAGAUGGCCGGCAACCAAGUCUGCUGCGACUGCGGCGCUCCGGGUCCCUCGUGGCUGUCCACUAACCUGGGCGUGCUGAUCUGCAUCGAGUGCUCGGGGAUCCACCGGGAAAUCGGGGUGCACUACUCCCGGAUCCAGAGCCUGGACCUGGAUGUGCUGGGAACCUCCGAGUUGCUGCUGGCCAAGAACAUAGGGAACGCCGCUUUCAAUCAGAUCAUGGAGGCGGAGCUUUCUGCGGGAGGCGUGGCUAAGCCUCAGCCCACUAGUGACAUGCAGAGCAGGAAGGACUACAUCACGCGCAAGUACGUGGACAAGGCGCUCGUCCACCGCGACUGCACCGACGGCGCCGCCCGCCUGCAGGAGCUCUACCGGGCGGUGCGCAACCGCGACAUCCUGGCCCUGCUUCAAGUCUACGGCGAGGGGGCGGACCUCACCGAGGCCUGCCCGCAGCCCAACCAACACGAACCGGACGAAACGGUCCUGCAUCUCGCCGUCCGCAUGGUGGACAGGAACUCUCUGCACAUCGUGGACUUCCUGGCGCAGAACAGCGCCAACCUGGACGCGCGGACGUCUCGGGGGAGCACGGCGCUGCAUUACUGCUGCUUGACGGACAACGCCGAGUGUCUCAAGCUUUUGCUGAGAGGAAAAGCUUCCGUGGCCAUCGCCGAUGACUCCGGAGAGACGCCGCUGGACGUGGCCCGACGACUCGGACACGCUCAGUGUGAAAACCUGCUGACUCAGGCUCAAUCUGGGAAGUUCAACACUCACGUGCACGUGGAGUACGAGUGGCGUCUCCGUAACGACGACCUGGACGAAAGCGAGGACGAGUUGGAGGACAAGCCCAUUCCGUCCCGCCGCGAAGAGCGCGACCGUCCCGUGAGUUGCUUCGUGGGCGCUCCGUCACCGCCCGCCCGGCACCGCGGGCAGAUUCCCAGCAUGAUGAUCAGCAACGAGACGUACGGCGCCAUACUGGAGCGGCGCUUGCCGCCCGGUCCCGAUCCCCCGCUGCCUCCCAGGGGCCCGGCCAGAGGGCGGUGCAACAAGCCGGUCGCCAUUGAAACCGUAGGAAGACAGAGGUCAUCGUCAGACCCACUGACCCUAAACGACGCCGCGGACAGAAACACUUCCGUGUACGUUCUCCCCGUGGCUCCUCCGCCCCCUCCGGCCAAUCACAGGGCCCGGACCGCCCCCUCUCAUCCGCCGCCUCUGCCACCGGGUCCUCCUCCUCAACAUAAAGCACCUCCCUCAGGCCCCAGACCACCAGGGCCCAAAUCGCCUAGCGGAUCGGACAGACGAGCCCCGCAGAGAUCAUCACUAAGAACAGACAGACGAGGUCCCGUCCGGUCCCCUGAAACCUUGGAGCCUCCGACGCCCAAACCGAGAACCGCCUUCAGCGCGUCCAGGCCCAAACGAGUGCGGGCCAUCUACAGAUGCUCCGCCGACAACCCCGACGAGCUGACGUUCGAGGAAGGCGAGGUCAUUGUGGUGGAGGGCGAGGAGGACAGCGAGUGGUGGGUGGGCCACGUGGAGGCCGAACCCGCCCGGCGAGGAGUCUUUCCGGUCACCUUCGUACAUUUCAUCACCGAAUGACGUCGCCUUCUGCGUCUUGGUCAACAGGCGCUCGCUUCACUCAUCGACGGCGCUAGAUGUGCAAUCCAUUUUGACUGGGAGAAGGGCGAAUGACGGUUUGUUCACUGGCCCCUCACAUUCUAAAUGGAUUAGACGUCUAAAGCAGUCAUUGGCGGCCAAAGUUAAAUGCUUUGUUUCCCAUGAUGUGUUAGCAUUAAAGGCUAAACUAGAGCAUGUAACAGUUUUAAUAAUACACAACAUGUACUCUCUUAAUAUUUUGUGAAACCAACCUGAACUAGGAGUGGCUUUAAACUUGCCGAAGCGUCUUUUAAAUCAAUUAUUCAGCAAAACCAAUUGACUCCCAUGUCAUUAUUUGGAUGUAAGACAUCUGUAAUCUGUAAAUCAAGAUGGUUCUCCCAAAGGUUUCUCAUUCAUCUACUGUAUGACUGUAUAGCAAAAUGACUGUGAUAUAGGGAUAUACAAAUAAAAUUGAAUUGAAUG
This is a messenger RNA of Corythoichthys intestinalis (scribbled pipefish), 3618 nucleotides long. RefSeq names its product arf-GAP with SH3 domain, ANK repeat and PH domain-containing protein 2-like. Gene Ontology annotation, biological process: positive regulation of GTPase activity. Lineage: Eukaryota; Metazoa; Chordata; Actinopteri; Syngnathiformes; Syngnathidae. The transcript is spliced from 25 exons. The record is from RefSeq and is a predicted model, not a curated record. Gene Ontology annotation, molecular function: protein binding; GTPase activator activity. Gene Ontology annotation, cellular component: cytoplasm. Bases 19 to 3138 code for a protein of 1039 amino acids.